CGAGUAAACAUACAGCUAUAAACCAUUCCUUCACAUAAUUCCCAUAAAAAAAAAAUCCCCUCUUCCUCUCCUAAAUCAUCUCUCUAAUUAAACUCUUCCUUUCAUUUUUCUUGAAUUAUUCACAAUUAUAUAGUCGACUCCAACUUGUUUGAGAUUAAAACGCAGUUUACAAAAAAGUCAACACAAAUUAUGAGUUCUAACGAUCCAUCGUCUAGCACUGGAGUUUUUGGAUCGGAUGAAAAUACAACAAUUAGAAGAAAUUCAAAGAGACCAAAGUAUUCAAAAUUCUCACAACAAGAACUUCCAGCAUGUAAACCAAUCCUAACACCAAAAUGGGUGAUUUCUAUUCUUUUACUUAUUGGUGUUGUUUUUAUUCCAAUUGGUCUUGUUUCCCUUUUAGCUUCUCGAGAUGUUGUUGAAAUUAUUGAUAGGUAUGAUGUUGAAUGUGUACCAAAUAAUUCAACAAAUGACAAAAUUGGCUAUAUAACAAAUAAAAAUCAAGAUAAAACUUGUGUUAGAACUCUAAGAGUGCCCAAAAAAAUGGAACAGCCAAUUUAUGUGUAUUAUCAGCUUGAGAAUUUUUAUCAGAAUCAUCGUAGGUAUGUGAAAAGUCGAAGCGAUCAACAAUUGAAAAGUGCUAGUAAUGUAGCUGAUACAGGUUCUUGUGAGCCUGAAGAUUUUGCUAAUGGUAAACCAAUUGUGCCUUGUGGAUUAAUCGCUUGGAGUUUAUUUAACGAUACUUAUACAUUUGCUAGUAACAAUCAAGAAUUGAUUGUGAACAAAAAGGGUAUAUCUUGGAAAAGUGAUAGGGAUCAUAAGUUUGGGAAAGAUGUUUUCCCUUCGAAUUUUCAGAGUGGGACUUUAGUCGGAGGUGGGAAUUUAACGAAUGUAUCAUUGAGUGAACAAGAAGAUUUAAUUGUUUGGAUGAGAACUGCUGCACUUCCAACAUUUAGGAAGUUAUAUGGGAAAAUUGAGAGGGAUCUUAUGGAAGGUGAAAUCAUAAAUGUGACGUUGCAGAACAAUUACAACACGUAUAGUUUUGAUGGGAAGAAGAAGCUUGUGCUAUCGACAACAAGUUGGAUUGGUGGAAAGAAUGAUUUUCUUGGCAUUGCUUAUCUUACAGUUGGUGGAUUGUGUUUCUUUUUGGCUUUGACUUUUAUGAUUGUGUAUCUAGUUAAGCCAAGGCAACUUGGAGAUCCGACUUAUUUGUCGUGGAAUCGGAAUCCAGGAGGUAACUAGCAUUGCAGAUGAGGCUGGUGGCUUGUCUUCUGGUAACUGUUUGUGUAAAAGUUGUUUUUUGAUGUGUUCUUGAUAUAGUUUUUAGACUCUUUUGCUAGGAAACAAUGAUAUGUAAUGAAGUAUAUUUCCUUUGAUAAGUGUUUAUUCAAAUUUACAUAUGUAUAAUGGAAGUUUUUGCUUAAAGGAGCUUGUUCA
This is a messenger RNA of Nicotiana attenuata, 1434 nucleotides long. Its product is annotated as ALA-interacting subunit 1-like. Bases 190 to 1239 code for a protein of 349 amino acids. The record is from RefSeq and is a predicted model, not a curated record. The transcript has a single exon. Gene Ontology annotation, cellular component: plasma membrane; endoplasmic reticulum; Golgi apparatus. NCBI's taxonomy places the organism in Eukaryota, Viridiplantae, Streptophyta, Magnoliopsida, Solanales, Solanaceae.